Molecule: messenger RNA, 1798 nt
Organism: Hemibagrus wyckioides
Lineage: Eukaryota; Metazoa; Chordata; Actinopteri; Siluriformes; Bagridae
Exons: 8
Coding region: 145-1428 (427 amino acids)
Biological process (GO): DNA integration
Molecular function (GO): nucleic acid binding
Source: RefSeq, a predicted model, not a curated record
UCCGUCCUUCUAUGUGGUCCGCCUGUAUGUGUUGAGUUGGGUUGUAACGGUUCUGUCGGGCGGAAUGUAGCUGGUGGUGUUUGUUUGUUUGUGUGUUUGUUUGUUUUCCGUGUGUAAUGCUGAGGUUCUGGUGUCGGAGUCGCGAUGCUGAGUGUGGACUCGCUUCAGGUAGCCGAGGAGGAGGUGGUGGAGUCGAGCUCCAGCCGUCUGGGAGACAUUUACACUCUGGUGGCUGAAGGCUGCUACCCGCACGCCAUGAACCCCAUCCGCAAGAAGAACCUGAAACGAUACGCGCAGAAAUUCAUUAUCGACGAUGGGCGGCUGUACUACGUAGGGAUGAAGAAGGAGGAGAAGCGUGAGGUGGUGAUCGAUGCCGAGCGAAAGCGUCAGAUCUUCCUCGAGUGUCACUUCAACGAGCUCGGCCAUCACCUGGGUCAGAAGAAAACGGUGCACCGCAUCCAGAGCAAGUACUACUGGCUGGGCAUCGUCAAGGACGUAGUGGACUGGAUCAAAGUGUGUGAGACGUGUCAGCACACGGAGCGGAACAAAAACAUGGCGAGGACGCCCCGGCCGCUGAAGGUGGACGGUCCCUGGGACACCAUUACCGUGGAUGUAAUGGGCCCAUUCCCCUGUACUACUCAUGGAGGAAACACUCACCUGGUCAUCAUCACAGAUUAUUACAGUAAGUGGGUGGAGGCGUUUCCUGUCCAGAAGAGAGACUUCCUUUGUGUGGCAAGAUGCAUUUCAUCAACUGUUUAUCGGUAUGGUUCAGUAAAAACUAUACACUGCUCUCAGAGUGCUGACUUCUGUGUAGAGGUGAGCAAGCAGCUGAGCGAGCGCUGGAGUUUGCAGCUGAAGGUCCAGCACAACGCUCUGCUGGAGCGCAGCAACACUCUGCUGAAGGACACCGUGAAGCAGGUGGUGUCCGAGAAGCAGGCCGAGUGGGACGAUUUCAUCGAUCCUGUCCUGGCGCUGUUCAGGACGUCCGUGAACCCGGCGACCAGGUUCACCCCCUACUGCCUGCUGUUUAACCGCAAGGCCAGCAUGCCUGGUGAGAUGAAGCUGGAUUUACUGAGUUACGAGCAAGAUGGCGGAAACGAUUCCCUCAGUGAGGAGCCAGAUAACAGCUUCCUCUCCUCCGUUCAGGAGCAGCACAAUCACCUCCACCAGAUGGUUUUUUCAAACAUGAACACUGCGUAUAAGCAGGAGAAGAAAAGUGCUAAACGACGAGGCAGGAACAUGUCCUCCAUAACCCUGACCGUCACUGAGCCCCUGUGCCCCUCCGAGGACUCGCCGUCACCCAAAAGACUGAAAGACGACCUGUUCCUGACAUUUCCUGUAGAGACGGUGAUCAGCGCUGUUCAGGUGGUCACUGAGGAAGGAAAGGACGCGCUGGAGUAUGUGCUGCCGGGGCCUGACGUACACUGAUAACUGAUUCGGUCAAAUAUCUGACCUGAAGUGGCAGUUUGUAGGAUACACGUUGUCCGGGGCGUCUGGUGUUACGAUGCUCUCAGUGCAACGCAGCUUCUCUGGAGGUUCAGCGGUUCACAGGUCUGUGCAUUUCCUUGACGAAGAGUUGAAGGUCGAGGACGCGACUGACAGCAGCGCUAACUACAUCACACACUUACGAAUCAGGGCUCAUCGCUACGAGCUGGAUGUUCUUUGUAAUUGUUGUGUUUUUGUAUAUAAUGAUGCAGUGAUUCAGUUAUGGCUGGAGGAUUUUUUUGUGUCUGAAUUUUCCCAGAAUCCUUUUUAUUUCAUCAUGUUGGCUUUUAGGGCAAUAAACGCUAACAUAACA